Messenger RNA from Cantharellus anzutake, 963 nucleotides. RefSeq lists its product as uncharacterized. The transcript has 4 exons. The record is from RefSeq and is a predicted model, not a curated record. Lineage: Eukaryota; Fungi; Basidiomycota; Agaricomycetes; Cantharellales; Hydnaceae. Bases 1 to 963 code for a protein of 320 amino acids.
AUGGCCACAUCCAUACCUUCCGGCCCUGGGUCAGCAGACAAUCACCCCAAUGCAACCCUCUCCAAUGUCCAACAAGUGCCUAGAACUCCAAAUACCAGCCAAAUGGCAGGUGCCUAUAUGGCUGAACAAGGUCAGUUUGGAGCCCCACCUUGGGCAAGCGCGCACUUCAAUGGAUACUGGGCUGGAGGUACAUAUGUCUCAACUUUCUGCGAGCUUGAAGCAAGGACACCAACCCCAGUAUACAUACCUCCAAUGAGUGAGGCCAUGCACCCAAAUAGCCACCACCAUGCGUUCCCAGAUACAAGUAUUCCUCCAUCCAUUUCAAGCCACAGUUUCAGCCAAUCAUCUUUGAACUCCAGUCAGAGUAGUAGUCAGAGUACCAGUCAGAUGCCUUCAUUGUGUGAGGAAGACAUUGCAGCGAUAAGAAAGGCACUGCUGCCUGAGUUCCGAGCACUAGUAGAGACCACUAUUGAUGCUCGGCUGGAGGAGCUGAAGAACAGUACUAGUACUGAUCUCCAUACAGAGAGCCCUUCUGCCAUGAGAGGAAAGAAGAAAUGGCCAAAGGGCCUUCAACUAAGUAACCAUGCUCACAGAGACAUAAUUGGAUGCAACAUUCGACGACCAUCUGGCAAGGAACUGCGAGCCAUUUACCUCGAGCAAGAAAGGUCAACUCUGAGGGCAGAUGGCACAGAGAUUCUCCAGCCAGAUUUUGAUGCUGGUUUAACCAAUACAGCCAACAAAGCGGUGAUUAACAAGGUAGUUCGAGUCUGCUCUAACAAUGAAGAGUUCAAAAAGAAGCUCGACGAUGGCAGUUUGACCCAAGGGAUGCUUGACACCGGCAUCAAGGGUUACUUCAGUCACUUACGGGAGCAGUGGAGUUUGACCGGAUCAACAGAGGGAGAGACCAAGUUGAGCCGUGAUCGUGAAUGGAAUGCACAGCGCAACAGGGACACUGCGGUAUGA